Messenger RNA from Medioppia subpectinata, 867 nucleotides. The record is from the annotation of a GenBank genome assembly. NCBI's taxonomy places the organism in Eukaryota, Metazoa, Arthropoda, Arachnida, Sarcoptiformes, Oppiidae.
AUGGGAAUUUUACCCGAAUUCGGGAAUGAAACCAUUUGAAUUAUGUCUAACGGAAUUAACGCCGAAACUCAAACUCCGGCCCCAGAAGCACUCGCUUCGGGUUCAUCUAGUGAAGCAAAGAAGAGAAAGUCAUACGUGUUUUACAAAGAGUUGUCGAUUGAAGUUAUUGUGCAGAAGCGUGACGUACUGCUUAAUCAAUGGUCAUUUCUCGUUAGACCGAGUGACCCGAUGGCUAGAUUGGUGAACAAAGUCAUUAAACGGAUCGAUCAUGUUAUGUACCGGACCAGUUUUACGUUUAAAAAUAAAGAGAUCGACUUGACUGAUACUGCUUUGGGAUUAGAGAUGAAGGCUGGAGAUGAAAUAAAAGUGGAACUAAUCGACAAGUGGACUAUUGAUCUGCCAGAUCUUACCGAGAUUAUUUCGAAGGUUAUCCUUAAGCCUACUCAAGAAAAAGGAACUCAAACUGAUCUGUAUUGUUUGAAGAAUGAUGGACAAAUUGAAACACUGGUCCCUAUGGAAAGCCAGGCCUCUUCAUCAAAAAAAGAAGAGAUUUACAAAAUCACUAUACUUGUGACGAAUAGUGGUGAUGAUUUGAUCGAAGUUUGGGAGCAAGAUAUUGAUCCGAACCAACCGAUGGCUUAUUUAUUUAUGCAAAUUGUUAACCGCAUUGACUAUAACAAAGAAAUCAUUCAGGAUUUUAAAGCAGACCUGAGAUGUCAAUCGGCCGCGUUGGGUGCAUUGCAGGAGGCGGCGGAGGCGUAUUUAGUUGGUCUAUUAGAAGACGCAAAUCUCUGUGCGAUACAUGCGAAGCGAGUAACAAUACAACCGAAAGAUCUCAAAUUAGCAAAAAGAAUCAGAGGUGACAAA